AUGAGUUCAGGUGGCGAAGGAGGUUUGUCUGGCACGCUUCUUCCCGCAUUUAGUGGUAGUAGUAGUGGUAUUGGUAGUGAUAUUGGUAAUAGUAACAAGAAUAAUAAUAAUACUGGUGGAAUGCAGAGCAGGGAUAGUGACAGCUCUGCAAUUAAUGUAAAUGAGGAAGGUGUAAUAGUUGGGGAUAAUGAACAACCAGGUCGCGUCAAUGUUCGUGCCUGCACAUUGAUUAAGGGUGCUGCAGCGCACGAUCCAAGAAUUAUAGAACCAACUCAAAUGGAGACAAGCGAAGGCGGUAAAUUGAAAAGGAAUUCAUUUGCAUGCAUAAGCUGUCACUCACUAAAGCAAAAAUGUGUUCCGUCUGAUUUUAAUGAUAUUUACAGAAAACCUUGCAUACGUUGUUUAAAAAAUGGUAAAUUGUGCAGAUUCGAUUUGUCAAAGAGAACUAGAAAGAGAAAGCGCCGUGGUUCUCCUCUUUCUUCACCUUCAAGUACUUCACCAAAAUUAGAUCUUCGUAAUGGACAUGAUGUUGGCGGUGGGUUCAGAAAGGAAUAUCCAAUAUCUGUUAGUAAUAAUAACAAUUCCAUACACCGUCGUCCCUACUCUCAUGAUAUUUUACAAAAUGAUCAACAUCCAAUCUCUGAAACGUGGUCCAGUCAGUCCCAUACACCGACACCAAUAGACACACCAACCGGUUUUAAUGCCCCAUCCACAUCAGCUACUGCGGCCGCUGCAUCAAUGGCUGCUGCCUCAGCUGCAAGUGCGUACCCAGGUGGAUAUCAAGGUGGGUUUUCAAGUGGAAUUCCAAGCGGAUAUCCCGCUGGUUAUACAAGCGGAUAUCCCAGUGGGUUUGCCGGCGGAGUCCCCAUUAUGUUAAAUGCAAAUGGAGCUCCGGCGGUAUCGAUGCCUAGUGUCCUACUUGGUAAUCAUCAGUUGGGGGAAAUGCCAGGAAAUAUGGCUUCAACAAUUUCAAUGCAGGACCCUACUUCAGUAAACAACACUGACGGUGACAACGGUGGUGCUCGCGACUUAAAUUCUAGUACCGGCGGCUCUUCUACUGUCGGUAAUGUAGUGACAGCAAACAGUGGUAAUAUCACCAACAAUAACGAUAAAAACUCUACUGAUGGAAGUGGUAGUGGAUUACUUCCAAAUCGAAGGGGUAUAGAUGAGAAAAGUGGGGUUGCGAAAGAAGAACCAGCAUCGUCUCUUAAAAGAAGGAAUUCUCUCUUUAAGGGCCAAUUACACGACCUGUUAACCAAUCAAAAGGACAAAAUAGGCCAGAUAUCUUCAUCGCUAAACUCUUUGAGUAAACAAUGGGAUACCUUAAUACAGAGUACUAUGUCGAUCACUUCGUCUUCAGAUCCUGUAUCACUAGGUGUAAUCCUCCCGGAUGAGGCUGAAGUUCGUCUUCAAAUUUUCUUGCAUGAUGUGGUACCCAAAGUUAACUUACCCUUUAUCAGCCUUUCAGCAGAUAUAAAUGCAGAUCAAUUGAGACGUAAUAAGCCUAUACUUUUCUCUACCAUAAUGUCAUGUGUGUCUGGUAUGAUGACGCAAGAGAAUUCAAAUAAGGAGACCAAUAUGAAAUUGGAUUCUUUCCUAUUGGACCUAAUAACAGAUCAAAUCUUCAAGGCGAAUAACAAAUCCAUUGAAUUAAUCGAAUCUUUACUAACGCUAUGCUUUUGGUACAAUUUUCCAGAAUGGGCCCAUAAGGCGAGGUAUCAUAUUUUUAAUUACGUAUGCGUCUGUUUGGCUAAAGAAAUGGGCCCUACAUUUAUGCACCGUGCCUUCGGUAUGUUCCUUGAAGAAGAUCCUAGUUCCACACAACAUCCAAUAACGGCACCAUUAGAUCAAUACGAAGAUGGUGCGCGCUUGAUCCUAUUGGUUUAUAUCUCUUCAUUGAAUAUUUCCAUUUUCCUAAGACAAUCUAUCAAGGCGCGUUGGUCGCCCACCAUAGAACAAGCAUGCUCAAAUAUUUGUAAAAGGAUGUUAGGUGAAAACAAUGCUUUUAAUGAUGAUGAUAAAACUUUGGUGGUUUUUGCCCGGUUAAACCAUAUAUUGGAGAGAAUUCAUAUCAAUCUUCAUGAACACAGUGCAGUGGAUCUACCUUAUAGUAAGGAGUGCGAACCUACUCAGACACAUCUUGAUCAUCUGAUAUCAAAAUUCAAGUACGACCUAAGUGAGCUAUUCAAAGAAAUUCCUGAAGAUCGUCACAGAGUGAUAGCUUAUUUCUAUUCAGUGGAAGCAUACCUAUACCAAUACAUCAUUGACAGUUAUAUUGAAAAGAUGCCAACUAAAUUUGGUAUAGGGCCAUUGCCUGCAAAUAUUAGUGAUGCGUUCUUAAGAUGCUAUGAUUUUUGUGCUCGAACGUUAGGAGAAUUCGUUAAACUAACACCCAAGCUCGUAGCUUCGUUACCAUUGUUCCAUUCAUCCCGAAUAAUAUACACCGUGGGUAUGCUUCUUUUAAAAUUAAGAUAUUCAGCUAUGGCGCUACCUGCAUUCCAACAGUUUCAACACUCUACUGAAGAUGCUGUUUUUCUUGUGACGGAAGUUUCCAAAUUGUUAGAAGAGAGCUCAAAUAUUUUCAUCUUUAAUAAUUUCCUCUACAAAUUGCGGUAUGUGGUGGCUCUUUUCGUACAAACCUACGGUAAUAAGGUGAAGGCAUUGGUUAAUUCUAGCGAUAUUAGACGAUCAUCUACCACUAACGAGAUCAAAUCUGAUGAAACUUCACGUACUUUCACGACAGGUUCAACAGAGGUACCAACAAAAGCAACAACAAAUACAAAAACUACGACAGGGAUCAUGGAGCCGCCCAGUAAUCUACCUGAUCCAAAUAAUGUUAUAUUAAACACCGCAUAUCCGGCUAUUACUAACACAGACAUGAUUUCGCCGUCCCAGACCUCUAACAAUCAAGAGUUUGAUAACCGUAUGGGGCUUCCAACAACGUCUUCCCACGAUAAGGUUAGCUCAAAUUCUCCUGAUAUACAACCACCAUCUGCUACUUCAAGUGGAAACAUUAAUGACUAUUUAACGGAUGUCGAUUCAAUAAUAUUGGGGUUCAAUGCAUUGAACGACGAAUUUUGGACAGAUAUUUUCUCAAACGACCUUUAA
This is a messenger RNA of Zygosaccharomyces rouxii, 3108 nucleotides long. It is a transcript of the gene WAR1, whose product is annotated as War1p. Gene Ontology annotation, molecular function: DNA-binding transcription factor activity, RNA polymerase II-specific; transcription cis-regulatory region binding; zinc ion binding. The transcript has a single exon. The record is from RefSeq and is a predicted model, not a curated record. Gene Ontology annotation, cellular component: nucleus. The coding region runs from base 1 to 3108 and encodes 1035 amino acids. Lineage: Eukaryota; Fungi; Ascomycota; Saccharomycetes; Saccharomycetales; Saccharomycetaceae. Gene Ontology annotation, biological process: regulation of DNA-templated transcription.